AUGAGAAAGUCGUCUUUUGGUUGGCUAGCCGCUAUCUGGCAUAUUGAUUACGUGUCAAGUGUUGGGAGCAGAUUGGAUUUUCGACAGGGCGCUGCCUUUCUUGCGUUCAAGCUGCAUCUUUCUUUUGUCUGCCGUAUUUAUAGUCUUUCACUUAUUUGGUAUUUUAUUUCUUUCUGGCUUGUUUCUUCUCCGCCAUUUUUUUUUCCUUUUAAAGUUUUAUUUCUUUUAUCAUUUUUAACAUUUUUCAUUCUUUUUAGGGUUAAUACUUUCUUUCGUGCUUAUAGUUUUUUUUUUCUUUCUUUUUUGGGUUAUAUUUCCUUUCUUUCUUUUUUUUUUGAUAAUAUAUUAUUUCUUUCUUUCUGUUUGAAUCAUUUUCUCAUAAACACACUUUUUUCUUCUUCUUUUUUUUCGCGUUGUAUUCUUUUUUAUUCCUUUUCUUCUUCACUAUGUGUUUUUUUCCUUUUUUUUCUGUGUUCCUUUUACCUUUUCGCUUUCUUGAUGUUUUUUACGUUCUCUUUUUUUCCAUUUUUCUUUUCUUUUUUGUUUUUUCCUAUCCUCUUUUCCAUUUUUGUUCUUAUUUUGACUUUCUCUUUCUAUUUACGUUCUUUUUUUUACUUUUUGGUUUUCUUUCCUUCUUUUUUUGACCAUAUAUUCUUUCCUUCUUUCUUUCUUUGUUUUUUUUUUCUGUUUGGGUUAUUUUGUCUUUCUUUUUUGAUUAUAUAUUAUUACCUGCUUUUUUUGGCUAUAAAUUCUUCCUUUUUUUGUUUCAUCUUCUUUCUUUUUUUUUCUUUCUUUCAUUAUCGCCAAGUUGACGACGAGGAAAUAUUCUGGUUUUUAUUUGGCUUCUUUUAUUUAUUUUUUUCUUUUCUUUUUUCUGUUUUAAUUUUCUAUCGGAUUUUAUUCCGUUGUCAGUUCUUUUGUUCUUUUUCUUAUCGUCCGUUACAUUUUGUCCUUUAUUUUUCUCUUUCUCGCCUUUUUUCGCCUUUUUUCGCCUUUUUUCGCCCUAGUUUAUUGAUCAGUUUUUUUUUUCUUUAUUUCUCUCUUCGUAUAUCUUUCUUUCUCUACAGUUCUUUUUUUACCCUUUUCUUUUCUAUUUUUUCCUCUUCCUCCUGCUCCUUACUUCCUUUCACGUUUUCCCAUUUUUUCUCUUUCAUUAAAAGCGAUCAUUCUCUUCUUUUGUCUUCACAUCACCUUGACUAUUUCUUUCUUCCUUUAUUCUUUCUUCAUCAUUCAGUCAUUAUUUUCCGUUUCCUUAUCUUUUCCUCUCUUUCAUUAUACUGUUUACUUCAACUUUUAUUCACUUUCUGUUUGUCUUUCUCUCUUUUAUUCCUUUUAUUGUUUUUCAUCUUUUCUCUCUUGCUACAUUCGUUUUCUUUCUUUUUUCAUUCCCCUUUCUUUUUCGUUUUUUUUCUAUUAUUUUCCCAUUUUUUUCUUUCUUUUUUUCCAUCUUUUUCCACUAAGAUUUGCUCUCUUUUCUUCCUUUUUAUUUUUAUUCUAAGAAGUUUUACGCCAAAAUAA
Molecule: messenger RNA, 1518 nt
Organism: Acanthosepion pharaonis
Lineage: Eukaryota; Metazoa; Mollusca; Cephalopoda; Sepiida; Sepiidae
Source: the annotation of a GenBank genome assembly